Molecule: messenger RNA, 1338 nt
Organism: Ricinus communis (castor bean)
Lineage: Eukaryota; Viridiplantae; Streptophyta; Magnoliopsida; Malpighiales; Euphorbiaceae
Exons: 1
Coding region: 55-957 (300 amino acids)
Source: RefSeq, a predicted model, not a curated record
CCAAAACCAAAUUCUUAAGCAACAUGCCUCUUUCUUCAUGCAGCUUAUAUAUGUAUGUCUAGAUUCUUGUCUCAUCUCUCUCAUCAAUCUACCACAAACCCAAGUCUUCCUUUGGCCUUACCCUUUUCUCUUGCUCUUUUAUACUUUUCCGUAUACACUCCAAGAAUGGAUACAAGAGAAUACUGGAGUCUCGACCCAGUUCAAGAGAAUCAUGGUUUUAAUUAUGAUGAUGGUGAUUAUGAUGAUGCACUUUCUCUCUGUGAUCUUGCAUUGCACAACAACAGCAAUGCCUCUGAUUGGGAUGACUCGUCAAAAGAAGAUCAGAGCUCCUCUUUUGAUCAGGAUUUGUUUGAAUUUUUCAGUGAAGACUUUACUGCAUCUGCUUACCCUAAAGACAACAUCAUCUUCUGUGGAAAGCUCAUUCCAUAUAAAGGAGAUAAAGAAGAGGAGCAGGCACACAACUUGGAGAAAGCUAUCAGUAAACCCAGAGAGGGCAAGAGGAGCCGCAUCUUUCCAUGGAAAACAUUUUCAUCCAGCAGGUCAACAAGAAGCAAGAGUUACACCACUUGCAAGACUUUCCCAGACUUGGCAUCUGAGAGUAAUGAGUAUGGCAUGAAAAGAUACAACCGUGUUUCGAUGAAGAAAGUAUCAUUACUGGGUGGUCCAGCAAGGUCGAGAUGGUACCUGUUUGCAUUUGGGGUGGGAAGAUAUCCAAUGGAGAUGGAACUCAGUGACAUCAAGACAAGACAGAGCAAGCUAACGGACAGCAAGAUGAGGCAGAGCAGCAAGGCUCCGGGCAAGAGCAAGGCUGAUGAUGGAAGAGAAAAGCUGGAUGGGAGAGGUGGGAAAAGAGCGAGAGGUUGGUGGAGUUUGCUAAGGAUCUUGGGAUGCAAGGGUAACCAAGCAAAUGCCAUGGUUAAAGCUUCAUUGGGUCUCAUGCCAUUGCCAAAUGUGUGAGAACUAACAAGAGUACUUCAGACAUGAUUAGUAUAAGUGAUUUAGUUGAGCAGGCCAAGGUUGACAUCGUACCAGUGGCUCUUCUGUUCUGAGUUGGGCCAGUCAUUAAGAAAACGAGAAGGAUGUUUACCUUUGAGAGAAGCAUAAUGGCCCAGAACUCUUACGAGAAAUGGAUAAAUGCAAUCGAUAUUUACAUAUGAUUUAGACCAUGAUAAUUGUAAUGGGAGAACCUUGAGAGAUAGCAUAUGAAACCACACAUUUUACGGCACCAAAAUGCAAAUGAUGCAUGUAUAAAUCAGUGAGUUAAAGAAAGCUACAGAUGCAUGUUGGUUAUGCAUAGCCUAACUGGAAAAUAUGCACUCGAUUUUAUUAUUUUAGUAA